Molecule: messenger RNA, 1752 nt
Organism: Colletotrichum orchidophilum
Lineage: Eukaryota; Fungi; Ascomycota; Sordariomycetes; Glomerellales; Glomerellaceae
Product: CobW/HypB/UreG
Exons: 6
Coding region: 1-1752 (583 amino acids)
Source: RefSeq, a predicted model, not a curated record
AUGGGCAAAAAACUCUCGGCAUCUUUAACAAAACCCAAAUCUGGCGGCGUUGUCGUCCCGGCAUCCACAGGAUCAACAGCUGUCGAUGGGGUCCCCAAGCUAGUCCGUCAGGACUCUGGCGUGGAUGUCACAAAGACCGGCCAGGGCAAGCCGCUACCAGUCACCCUUCUCUCGGGCUUCUUGGGCAGCGGUAAAACGACACUGCUUCAACACAUUCUCAAGAGUGACCACGGCCUUCGCAUUGCUGUUAUUGUUAACGAUAUCGGGGCGGUCAACGUCGACGCGUCCCUCAUCAAGAAGACCCACCGGCUUACAAAGACGGAAGAGAAGGUCAUUGCACUACAGAACGGCUGCAUCUGCUGUACGCUCAGAGGUGAUCUACUGGAAGAGCUUGUCAACCUGUCCGAGCUUCACGAGUUUGACUAUGUAAUUAUCGAGAGCAGUGGUAUCAGCGAGCCUGAACAAGUUGCAGAGACGUUCGAUGCCCGGCUGGCAGAGCAGAUGGCCACGAUGGGUGAGGGACCUGAGGGUCUGGAUGAGGAUACCAUGAAGUUGCUCAAGAGGCUGGCUGAUGCUGGUGGAGUGGACAAGUUCGCUCGUCUUGAUACUACCGUCACCGUCAUCGAUGCCUUCACAAUCUUUAACGAUUUCCACACCAGCGAUCUGCUAUCUUCCAGACGAGAUGACGUCGUACCGGAAGACGAACGAACCGUAUCAGACCUGAUGGUUGAUCAGAUUGAAUUUGCAGACGUAAUAGUCCUUAACAAGAUCGACAUGGUCACAAAGAAUGACCGCGGCCGCGUAUUGGACUUGAUCAAGAAGCUCAACCCACGAGCCAAGAUCUUGGAGGCCAGCUACAGCAAGAUCGACGUGAACGAGAUCGUCAACACCAACACAUUCGACCUCAAGGUUGCCCAGUCUGGUGUUGGCUGGCUCCAAGACUUGCACGCCAUGACAGUUCGCGAGGUCAACGGUCGCAAAGCCAUUACACCAAAGCCAGAGACGGAAGAGUACAAUGUCCGCAACUUCAUCUACACGAGGACAAGGCCUUUCCAUCCCAGACGUCUCUGGUCUCUCCUUUACGACAAGUUCAUCCUGCAGAUGGAGGAGCCAGAAGGCGAUGAAGACGAAGACGCCAUGGAUGAAGAUGAUGACGAUGAAGACGUGAACGACAAGAAAGACGAGGAGGAAUGGGAAGACGACGAGUCGGAGGCGGACGAAGGCGACGACAACGAGGACGCAGACAUGGAAGACCCGCUCGAACCCCCCUCCAACGAAGUGAUCCUCGCCAACAAGACCGCCAACCCCCUCUUCAACCGCCUCUUCCGCUCAAAGGGCGAAUUCUUCCUCGCGACGCGGCCGCACAGGGCGGGUGACUGGUCCCAAGCGGGCGCGAUGCUGACGAUGACGGGCGGCCGCCCCUGGUUCUGCACGCUGGAUCCUGGAGACUAUCUCACGGGCGACCGCGAGGUCGAUGCCCUCGUCACGCACGACAUCAAGAAGGGCGGUGAGUGGGGCGACCGCCGGCAGGAGAUGGUAUUUAUUGGCGAGAGGUUAGAUAUCGAGGGUUUGGAGGCUGCGCUGGAUGCGUGUUUGCUCGACGACGAGGAGUGGAGGAAGUGGCAGAAGGUGAUGCGACAUAAGAGGUGGGAUGACGAGAAGAAGAGGGAUAAGUUGCAGGAUCUGUUUGAUGAUGGGUUUCCGGAUUGGGCGGAGGAUGGGGAGGACCAUGAGGGACAUGAUCAUUCUUGA